Molecule: messenger RNA, 2315 nt
Organism: Cygnus atratus (black swan)
Lineage: Eukaryota; Metazoa; Chordata; Aves; Anseriformes; Anatidae
Gene: GDPD4
Product: glycerophosphodiester phosphodiesterase domain containing 4
Exons: 15
Coding region: 1-1743 (580 amino acids)
Biological process (GO): lipid metabolic process
Cellular component (GO): membrane
Molecular function (GO): glycerophosphodiester phosphodiesterase activity
Source: RefSeq, a predicted model, not a curated record
AUGGAGGCCAGUUCCACCAGUCUCAAGAGGAUCAAGUUCGGGAAGCUGAAGGUGGUACGUCGGCACUUGCUGCAGAGGUACGAGCACCAGCCCUUCAUCUCCUGCCUGGCGGGUUUCUACAGCUGCCGGUGGAAGCGGUACCAACGCAGAAGGACCGAGCCUGGGAAAUGCUGCUGCAAGACGCGGGAAUGCGUGUUUUUCCCAUUGCUCGUUGGAGCUUUCUGCUUUUCUCUUGUCUUCCUGUACAUGUGGGGUGAAGCGAAAAAUGACUACAACAACUUUGACUGGUAUAACUAUGGGAACCUGGGCUUCUGGUUCCUCUGGUCUCUUGUUCUCCUGGUAGUGGCUGCAAUCCUGUUCAUGUACAUCGCGCUGCUGUUGGUCCUAGCGAUGUGUUUGCUUGCAGAAGGUCAGCAGCUGUACCUGCACUGGAGUCACAAGAUUGGGACUUUUCUUGUCCUGGGCUUCUCUAUCACAGCCCUCUUCAUAUUAUCUGUACUCUGGGGAGAUCAGUGGAAAACAGUCCGCCUCUCGUUCCAGAUCACAGCCCCCUAUCUCCACAUAGGGGCAAUAACCAUCAUGGUCCUCCUCUCCUGGCCCAUGGCUCUGUAUGCCAUCAGAGCAGAUAAGAAAGUUGUUCAGGUGGUAAUUGUUGGUCCAUACCUGGCUAUCCUUCUCUUUCUUUUCUUGAUACCUCUGGGGAUGUACUCUCCUUGCAUCAGAGAGGUGGGGACACUUGGACCAAAGCCAGCCCUCAUUGGACACCGCGGAGCACCGAUGCUGGCACCAGAAAACACCGAGAUGUCAUUUCAGAAGACAAUUGAACAUGGUGGGGAUGGUCUUGAAACAGAUGUCACCAUUAGCUACGAUGGCGUUCCUUUCCUCAUGCAUGACAGCAGCUUGAGGAGGACAACCAACAUCAGGGAGGUCUAUCCCAAUGACACUGCUCAAAAUGCAGCCUUGUUCUCCUGGGAUACCCUGAAGGAGUUGAAUGCUGGAGCAUGGUUCCUUAAGGACAAACCCUUUUCAUGCAUGGGCUCACUGUCAAGGGCAGAUCAAAACCAGGCAAUGAAUCAGUCAAUUUACAAGCUAAGUAAUUUCUUGCGCCUCGCAGACAGUCAGAAUAAACUUGUUAUAUUUGAUCUCUACCGCCCUCCAGAGAACCAUCCUUACAGGUACUCGUGGAUCAACAGAACCCUGGAAGUCAUCCUCAAUGAGUCGGGGAUUAGACCCCAUCUGGUCUUAUGGUUGGAGAAUGAUAUGAGGUCCUUUGUUCACUCUGUUGCUCCCGGGUUUCAGCAGACAAUGGGCACUAAAGCCCCAGUUGAAGACCUAUUGAUGGACAAUAUUGUCAAACUCAAUCUGGCCUACACUGAAAUGUCCAGUGAAGAUAUCCGGAAAUACGCUGAGGCAAACAUCACCACCAACCUCUAUGUGAUCAAUGAGCCGUGGCUCUUCUCCCUGGCGUGGUGCUCGGGGGCACACUCUGUGACCACUAAUGCUGUCCACACGCUGAAGAAUCUCAGCCAGCCCCUCUUCCUCAUGACGCCGCAGCAGUACAACAUCAUGUGGAUCCUGACGGACCUGGCCUCUGUGCUCCUCAUCUCACUCAUCUUCGCUCUGCACUGGUGGCGAGAGCGGAGUUUCUCCUGCUGUGCCCACGAUGGUGGCUCGAUGCUAGAGAGCGGCACCUACAACAAGUUCAGGACAGAGCUCAGCAACAUGCCUGCUGUCGUGGCCUGACGCGGGCAAGGAGGAGGUGCAGACCUGCCAUGUUGCAGAGGAUUGGAGAGCAAAGCCUGCCCUGCUGCCCCUUCCUGCGGUGCAAACAGCAGCCUGCCUGGCGAGGGGGAGCCAUUUGCCACCACAACCCCGAUGGAGAUGUGCACCGACCUUGUUCUCAUGUUGCCUUCCUCUCGGUCCCAUGCCUGGCAGGGAUCCCCCGGGGUGUAAGGGAGCACAGAUGGGGCUGUGUGCAUGACGAAGCUGUGCACCAUGGUGAAAGGAUUAAACCUCCCUGGCAGUAUUCGUGUAGGAACCACCAUUUCCCUUUGAGACCACUUGUAUCUCAUCCUGUAAGCCCUCCUGCAGUGUGUAAGCCCUCUGUGCAGCUUUGUUUUUCUCUUCGCUGCAAAAACCUGAGAACCCUCUCGUCCUCCUUGCCCUUGGUUGUCCACAUUUCUCCAGUCUCCUGUCCACACACUCCCUUCCUCCUCUCACGUCUGCUCCAGCCCCAGGAGCUCACCAGCCCCACCACGAUGGUCAAGUGCUGCUGGAUGGUUCACCAGGGUCUGUGCCUCUCCAUAACACAGGCA